UGAAAUGAAUACAAGACGAACUACCUCACCCAGGGGUGCAUUGAUUGGCUGAAGAAGUAUGUGGACUAUGGGAGGAGCACUCUGCUGAGAACAGAGCUUCCCUCGGUGUCUCUCCUCCAGAAGACUCCCUCCUCUCCAGUGACCUGCCACGCUUCAGGUUUCUACCCCAAUAAAAUCAUGUUGUUCUGGAGGAGAGACGGAGAGGAGCUUUAUGAGGACGUGGACCACGGAGAGAUCCUCCACAACCACGAUGGAACCUUCCAGAAGAGCAUUGACCUGGACGUUUCAUCAGUCAAAGCUGAAGACUGGGGGAGGUACAGCUGUGUGUUUCAGCUCUCUGGUGUCAACGAGGACAUCGUCACCAAACUGGACCCAAAAAUGAUCAAGACCAACAGGGACAGGACUGAGAUCAGACGUGAUGGAGAGAAGCCCAGUGACCUGACCAUCCCCAUCGUUGCUGCUGUGGCUGUUAUUGCUGUGCUCAUCAUUGCUGGCAUUGGAUUCGCAGUGUACAAGAUUAGACAAGCCAAUUCCUCUACAUCUUCUUCGAUCACCUCCGAAACUGAAAUUCUGAAACCGAGUCUUGAGUCUGAUCACCAAACAGACCACCAUGCACACAUUCUUAGAUAAAUUCUGCACUGGAGAUUGUUGAAGAUUGAAGAGGUGCUGUCAGUGUCCUUUUGUGUAAGAACUGGGAAGAAAUGGAUCAUUAAUUAUUUAUAUCAUAAAUUAAAAACAAGGCCAGAGAAUUACAGAGUAAAGUGCACAUAUAAAAAAAAUCAGUAACACAUGAAUACAUAAAUUACUUUUGGAUUAUAAAGACAAAUUUGUUAAGAAAAUCAUUUUUACUAAAAAUAACAACAGAUUGUUCUACAAACAUGACAGUACAGUCAAUCAUGACAGCAGAUAAUGACAAUAAUGCUUCAAUUUAGAGUUUAUUAAUUGGCAAAAAAAA
Myripristis murdjan (pinecone soldierfish) is the source of this 955-nucleotide messenger RNA. RefSeq names its product HLA class I histocompatibility antigen, Cw-15 alpha chain-like. The record is from RefSeq and is a predicted model, not a curated record. Bases 178 to 630 code for a protein of 150 amino acids. Lineage: Eukaryota; Metazoa; Chordata; Actinopteri; Holocentriformes; Holocentridae. The transcript is spliced from 8 exons.